This is a messenger RNA of Macrobrachium nipponense, 762 nucleotides long. RefSeq lists its product as uncharacterized. The transcript has a single exon. The record is from RefSeq and is a predicted model, not a curated record. Lineage: Eukaryota; Metazoa; Arthropoda; Malacostraca; Decapoda; Palaemonidae. Bases 1 to 762 code for a protein of 253 amino acids.
AUGGUUUCUAUUUGUUGGGUGAAGAACAAUAAUAGUAAAAUUCCCUAUGUACGAAACAGAAUCACUGAAAUUAAUGAAUUCAAGUUUCCUCUACGGUAUACCCCCUCUAAGGAUAAUCCAGCUGAUAUUCUAUCCAGAGGUAGUAAUAGUAAAGAUUUAGCGCAAAAUUCCUUAUGGUGGAAUGGCCCUAAAUGGCUUUUAACUGGUGAUUAUCCCCAAUCUUUAGCUAAUGAAAUUCUUUCAGGACCUAAGUUUGUUCACCCUCCAACCCCAUUAAUUGACAUCCCACGUUAUAGUAAUUUAGGCAAGCUUAAACGUAUCAUGAGGUCAAUAUUGCUUUUUCUUAAUAAGUGCAGUAAAGGUUCUAAAUUUGUUGUUAACGAAAUGAAAGCACUUGUCCUCCUUGAACAGAAGCAACAUCUUUCUACUACCAGAAAGUACCUCUGUGAUAAGAAUUCACUUGGAGUGUCCAUGGAUGUUAAGAACUUGUGUAAUCAGUUAAACUUAUUUGUUGAUGAGGAAAAUCUAGUUAGGUCUCAGGGUCGCAUGAAAAACGCUUCCAUGUCUUAUGAUACUCAGUGCCUAAUGUUAUUGCCUUCCAGAAGUUAUUUAACAGUGUUGAUAGUUGAACAUUUGCAUAGACAUCAUCACCAUUGUGGUGUCAAUUCUGUACUGGUAUUGUUGAGAGAAACCUUUUGGGUACCUAAGCACGACAAGUUAUCAAAUCAAUUCUGUUCAAGUGUGUUUUGUGUCAGAAGUUAA